Hippoglossus stenolepis (Pacific halibut) is the source of this 6457-nucleotide messenger RNA. Its product is annotated as unconventional myosin-VIIa-like. Lineage: Eukaryota; Metazoa; Chordata; Actinopteri; Pleuronectiformes; Pleuronectidae. The transcript is spliced from 50 exons. Gene Ontology annotation, cellular component: myosin complex; cytoskeleton. The record is from RefSeq and is a predicted model, not a curated record. Gene Ontology annotation, molecular function: protein binding; ATP binding; cytoskeletal motor activity.
AUGUUGAGAAAAGGGGAGUGGGUGUGGGUGGACUCUGACAUCGGGGUCCCCAUCGGAGCCAGGGUCAAAGUAUCACCGUCUGGUCAGCGGCUGCUGGUGGAUGAUGAGGGAAAGGAGCAGAGUCUGUCCCCGGAGCAGGAGGCCUCUCUCAGGAUCAUGCACCCUACGUCAGUGGAGGGUGUAGGCGACAUGAUAAAACUGGGGGACAUGACCGAGGCCGGGCUCCUCCGAAACCUGCUGCUGCGACACAGACAAGGAAUCUUCUAUACCUACACAGGUUCGGUGCUGGUUGCAGUGAACCCAUACCAGGAUUUUCCAAUAUACUCAGCUGAGCAGGUGAACUUGUACCAUGGACAAAAGCUCGGGGAACUCCCACCACACAUCUUUGCCAUCGCUGAGUCCUGCUACUUCAACAUGAAACGGCAUCUCAGGAGCCAGUGCUGCAUCAUCAGUGGGGAGUCCGGAGCAGGGAAGACAGAGAGCACCAAGCUGGUCCUGCAGUACCUGGCAGCAGUCAGCGGGGAAAUCUCUGAGCAGAGGGUUGAACAACAGAUUCUGGAGUCCAACGCAAUACUGGAAGCGUUUGGAAAUGCUAAAACAAUCCACAAUGACAACUCCAGUCGUUUUGGGAAAUAUUUGGAGAUCUUCUUCAACGAGGACGGAGUGAUCAAGGGUGCCCGUGUGGAGCAGUAUCUCCUGGAGAAGUCUCGUGUCUGCCAUCAGGCAUGGGGGGAGAGAAACUACCACAUAUUUUAUUGCAUGCUGACAGGAAUCACUGCAGAGGAGAAGAAAACUCUGAAGCUUGGAGAUGCUAAGGAAUACAACUUCCUCACUAAGGGCGACUGUUUCACAUGUGUGAGCAGAGAUGAGGCAAAAGACUACAGUCGGAUUCACUCUGCUAUGAAAAUCCUGACCUUCUCCAAAAACCAGUGUGAGGAAAUCCACAAGCUGCUGGCAGCCAUCUUACACCUGGGAAACGUCUGCUUUGAGGGUGCCACUCAAAAUAACCUGGAAACCAGUGAUGUCACCAAGUCGGAACAUUUCAGCAUGGCAGCUUCUCUACUGGAGGUCGAGGCGUCUUCUCUGGCGAAGAGUUUGACCCACCGCUCCUUUAUGACCAACAGGGAGAGGGUGACCAAACCCCUCAGCUCCGAACAGGCCGCAGACUGUCGAGACGCCUUCGUCAAGGCUAUCUACAACAAAAUGUUCAUAUGGAUUGUGGAGAAAAUCAACAGUGUCACCUAUAAGAAAUUGACCAGCAGCGACAAGUCUUCCUACCAGUCCAUUGGUCUGCUGGACAUCUUUGGCUUUGAGAACUUCAAAACAAACAGUUUUGAGCAGCUGUGCAUUAAUUUUGCCAACGAGAAGCUCCAGCAGUUCUUCGUGGGCCACAUCUUCAAGCUGGAGCAGGAGGAGUAUCUGAAAGAGGACAUUAUGUGGAACAAGAUGAACUUCAGUGACAAUCAGAACAUCCUGGACCUUCUGGUUGGGAAACCCUGCAACCUGCUGGCUCUGAUUGAUGAGGAGAGCCACUUUCCAAAGGGCUCAGAUUUCACUAUGCUGAACAAGAUGAACCAGCAACACAGGGGGAACAAGACCUACGUCGCCACAAAGAAUGAAUACGACACAAACUUUGGUAUUCGACACUUUGCAGGCGUGGUUUACUAUGAGUCCAAAGGGUUUCUGGAGAAGAACAGAGAUGCCGUCAGUUUUGACCUAAUCAAGACGGUUGAAAUGUCCACCAAUAAGCUACUUCACCAGAUAUUUGAGACUGAGCUUUCCACCAAUGGGGUCAAGAUUACAAACAACAAAAGGGUCAUCAUUACACCCGGGAACUCUGUGCGGGCCCAGGGUGACAAACGUAAACAAGUGCCCACGCUGAGCGGCCAGUUCCGUCAGUCCCUGGACUCCCUCAUGAAGGCUCUGUCGGCCUGUCAGCCUUUCUUCAUCCGCUGCUUCAAACCCAACAAUAGCAAGAAGUCUAAGGUGUUUGACAGAGAGCUGUGUAUGCGUCAGCUGAGAUAUUCCGGCAUGCUGGACACCAUCCACAUCCGGAAUCUGGGAUACCCAAUCCGCCACACCUUUCAGGAAUUUGUGAAGCGCUACAGGGUGCUGCUGAAGACGGCCCUCUGUGAUCCCAACAAUGAGACAGCUGCUGCUUGUUGUGAGGCCAUCUGCGAGACAGUGAUUAAAGGGGAGGACAAGUGGAAAAUAGGCAGGACCAAGAUUUUCCUGAAGGAUGCCCAUGAUGCCAUCCUGGAACGACUGAGGGAACAAGAACUCAGCAGGAUAGUUGUGAUUAUCCAUAGGGUCCUGCUCGGACACAAAGACAGAAAGUGUUUUCUGAAGAAGCGACGGGCAGCCGUGGUGUUGCAGAAGCGUUGGAGAGCUAACAGAGAAGAGAAAGUAUAAAGACAUCGGAAACUCCGGUUACAGUACCAAAGACAGUGUGCAGCAGCGCUCACCAUACAAACACAGGUGCGAGGCUUCCAGAUGAGGAAGAGCUGGAGGCAAAAAAGAGAGGCAGUCGUACUGCUGCAGGCUCAAACCAGAAAACUCCUGGCCCGAAGAACAGUUCAGAAAAUGAGGGACGAUAAAGAGCAGUUGGACCAAUUAGCCAUAGCCCUUCAGCAGGGACUGGAAGACCUUGCCUCUGAAGCGCAGUCAGCUGACGAGGAGCUAGAGCAGGAGCUAGAGCAUUUUCAGCCUGCACCUGCCGUGGAAGUGGUGCAACAAACAGCAAUCGAAUCAGACGAGUUUGAGGUUAGGUCGGAUUUGGAAAUGAUCGCUCCGUUACCGGCCCCCGCUACCCCACCAUUGGAAGAAGAGGAUGACGACUUUGAUGACGAAAGCGACGAGUUUUCAUUAUUCAGAUUCAGCAUCCUUCACUUCCAGAGCAACAUCUCUCACACGCACAUCAACCAGAGACUCAAGCAGCCCCUUCUGCCCCAUGAUGAUGAGGGCGAUGCACUGGCCUGUCUGACUGUGUGGUGGAUUAUUCUUCGGUUCAUGGAGGACAUACCAGAGCCUAAAUCUCUGGAUGCAACAUCUCAAGCGUCCAGCACCCUCACGGACCGUCUGCCUGCCAGGCAGGGCCGGAGGCUGAGCAGCCUGGUGGGACUUGACCAGAAAAUACUGAGGAAGAACAAGAAGAAGCUUGGAGCUGCCAGCAGAAGAGCGUCAACCAUCCUUGAGGAGCCAGAGGACGUGACGGAAGACGGGGACAUUUUGAUUGGAGAAGGUCCAACAUUGGAUCGGCCACUGUCAUCACUAGAAAAACUGCACAUCAUCAUUGGAUAUGCUCUGUCCAGACGAGACAUACGAGACGAGAUUUACUGCCAGAUCUGUAAGCAGCUGGUGUACAACAACAACAAGAAGAGCCGUAUGCGAGGCUGGACCCUCCUCUCCAUCUGUCUCGGGAUCUUCCCUCCGACAGACCUGUUCGUGAAGUUUUUGGAGAAGUUUGUCUGCAGGGGGCCGGAUGGAUAUGGAGCAUAUUGUACCGAGCGCCUGCGUCGUAUAUUAGCCAACGGAGAAAGGAAAGAGUUGCCCUGUUUGAUAGAGCUAAAGGCUGCCCAGUCCAAGGAGCCCAUAGAUGUGUCUGUGACUCUAAUGGACGGCCGCACUAUCACUGUUCAUAUGGAAUCAGCCUCCACCUCUGCUGAAAUCUGUCAAGCUGUGGCUCUAGAGAUGGGUCUCAAAGACACCUAUGGAUUCUCCUUGUACAUCACCUUCUAUGAGAAGAUGUGGUCUUUGGGCAGCUGUGGGAAGCAUGUGUUGGAUGCGGUAUCUCAGUGUGAGCAAGAGAUGAAGAGGCAGGGCAAAGAGGAGAAGGACACCCCCUGGAGUCUCUCCCUCCGCAAGGAACUGUUCACACCGUGGCACGACUGCUCGAUGGACGUGAUCAGCACAGAUCUGAUUUACAGGCAGGUCAUCAAGGAAAUCAAGUCAGGAGAGUACGUCAGUGAGAAGGAGGAUGAAUAUGUCCAGCUGGCAUCUAAGCACUAUUACAUCCAGUUUGGCUCUGACCACAGCAGAGAGAACGUCCACAGGGUGGUAGAGGGGUGCAUCACCACACCACUGAUUGAGAACAAAUCUAUGGGAAAAUGGAUCCAACUCAUCAGCUCAGCACAUUUACAGGGUCCUUAUGUCAAUGGGAACCAGAGCAGAGAAAGUGUUAAAGGGGCGUUGGUCGACAGUGCCCGAGAGAAAUGGCCGCUGCACUUCUCCAAGUUUUAUGAAGUUACAAUGUUGUCAGGACCUCCUUUGGCCAAAAGCAAGUUUGUUGUGGCUGUAAACUGGAAAGGCAUCUUCUUCAUGGAUGAAAGAGAAAAGAGACUCGUUGAGCUUUCUUACCUGGAAGUGAAGGACGUAAACACAAUGAAGUAUGGGUAAACUUCACUUUCCAUGAUGAAUUUGUCCACAAUCCAAGGAGACUUUGUCCUGAGGUGUGGGGAGGCUGUGGACAUGGGUGCACUUAUAGAGAGUAACCUGGAGGGGCUGAGGCAGCACUCGGUGUAUGCUCUGGCUCAGCAGGACAUCAACGGACCAGAUGACCCCAUGGUGCUCGACUGUAAACGUGGCGACCUCCUGCUGGUAGAAAAAGAUGAGGAUUAUUCUCUUCAAGAAACCUGGAUCAGCGCAACUAACCAGCGGACCGGCGGCAGCGUUAGAGCCCAUAGGGACUCGGUGCAGUUUCUGCCAACUCUCACAAGGCCUACUGAAGAGACACUGGAACUGCUCAGUCCAGGCCAGAAGAAACGUUCAACUGCACAAAGCGCCCCGCAGAGAGAUGAAAGCGUGGCUCCUGUCUCAUUGAAAGAGUUUGCACUUGAGAACUUCAGGACUGUGGGGAAAGACGUGGGUCGUCAGGGUCAAUACAAAGGUUUAAGUAAAGAGAAACUGUGGGCCUGUUCCAAAGAACCUCUCAAGCAGCCGCUGAUGAAGGGCCUGGUCCGCAACUCUGAACUCAGCUCCCUGGCCUGCAACGCCUCCAUUUCUAUCCUGAAGUAUAUGGGUGACUACCCCGUUAAACAUGCCCGCAGCUCUGUGGAGCUGACGGACCAGAUCUUUGGUCCGGCGGCGCAGUAUGAGGCCCUGCAGGAUGAGAUCUACUGCCAGAUUAUGAGACAGAUGACCGGCAACAACAACAGGCUGAGUCUGGAGCGUGGGUGGCAGCUGAUGUGGCUGUGUUCAGGCUUGUUCCCGCCCAGUCAGAGUUUGUUGAGACACACUCAGAACUUCCUGGAGUCGCGGCCCAGAGACCCGCUGGCAGAUAUCUGUCUGAAGAGGGUGCAGGCGAUGUGCAGAAAGGAGCCCAGGAAGCUCCCUCCCCAUCAGGUCGAAGUGGACGCCAUCCUACAGAACAGCAACAUGAUCUUCCAUAAAGUCCAUUUUCCAAACGACACGGAUGAAAUAAUCGAGGUCAAAUCUACAACCUCGAUCAAAGACCUGUGCUGCAGUGUUGCCUCUCACCUCAACCUGAGCUCAGCUGAAGGGUUUGGCCUCUACAUGAAAACACCGAACAAGGUCGUGAGCUUGGAUGAGCAGAAAUAUUUCUUUGAUAGUUUGAGGCAGACGUCAGACCUCCCUAAGAAAUCAAAGAGAGCGAAAGAAGGUAACCAGGUCAACAUUCCCUACCUGGUGAUAUUUAAGAGGAAGCUCUGGUUCAAUGUGAAUCCGGGGAAAGACGAGAUCGCAGACCUCAUCUUCCAUUUUCCACAGGAGAUGCCUAAGUACCUGCGGGGAUACCACAGUUGCACCAAAGAGGACAUGAUCACCCUGGGUGGGCUGCUGUUCAGAUCCAAAGUGGAUUCAGACAGGUCCCAGUUUGUCAUGAUCCCCAGGAUGCUGAAGGACCUGGUUCCUGGAGACCAGAUCAAAAUGAUGUCUGCUGAUGACUGGAAAAAGAACAUCAUCUCCUCCUACAACAAGCAGAGCGGGAUCACGGUGCAGGAGGCCAAAAUCGCCUUCCUUCAAGCCAUCUCCAGUUGGCCAACUUUCGGCUGUGCCUUCUUUGAAGUGAAACAAACGUGUGAAUCUAGCUACCCACCAACAGUUUGGAUUGCCAUCAGCAAACAAGGCGUAAGCAUAAUAGACCCAAAGAACAAGGAGCUGCUGGUCAUGCACCCGUUCAGCCGCAUCACUGAGUACCGCAGCAAAGGCAGCGUCUUCCAGAUGGCCAUCGGCACCCUGGUGAGGGAAAACAAGUUUGUCUGUGAAACAUUACAGGCUGCCACAAUGGAGGACCUUCUCAGAUCAUACGUCAGCAUGUAUGAGCGGCAGAGACAAUCCUUCCGACCGAGGAACCACAUCUUUUCUUGAGGCUUCAUGACUUCAGACUGAACCGUUGUGGUUUAUAUGCACUCUUAAUUGAUUUCUUUACAUUCAUAUAUUUGUUGGCUUAUGCUUUAAAUAGCAAGAAGGAAAUCAAUUCUGCUAAAUAAUUGACUGUCCA